GCCCCCCCCCAACUAUGGACGAGCGGCUGCUGGGGCCGCCCCCUCCAGGCGGGGGCCGCGGGGGCCUGGGAUUGGUGGGUGGGGAGCCCGGGGGCCCUGGCGAGCCUCCCGGCGGCGGAGACCCCGGUGGGGGUAGCGGGGGGGUCCCGGGAGGCCGAGGGAAGCAAGACAUCGGGGACAUUCUGCAGCAGAUAAUGACCAUCACCGACCAGAGCCUGGACGAGGCCCAGGCCAAGAAACACGCCCUCAACUGCCACCGCAUGAAGCCUGCUCUCUUUAGUGUUCUGUGUGAAAUCAAGGAGAAAACCGGCCUCAGCAUCCGAAGCUCCCAAGAGGAGGAGCCGGUGGACCCACAGCUCAUGCGCCUGGACAACAUGCUUCUGGCAGAGGGUGUGGCUGGACCGGAGAAAGGGGGGGGCUCAGCGGCAGCUGCUGCAGCUGCUGCAGCCUCCGGGGGCGGCGUGUCCCCUGACAACUCCAUUGAGCACUCCGACUACCGCAGCAAACUUGCCCAGAUCCGCCACAUCUACCACUCAGAGCUGGAGAAGUAUGAGCAGGCCUGUAACGAGUUCACGACCCACGUCAUGAACCUGCUGAGGGAGCAGAGUCGCACACGGCCUGUGGCACCCAAGGAGAUGGAGCGCAUGGUGAGCAUCAUCCAUCGCAAGUUCAGUGCCAUCCAGAUGCAGCUCAAGCAGAGCACCUGUGAGGCUGUCAUGAUCCUGCGUUCCCGCUUCUUGGAUGCCAGACGAAAACGCCGCAACUUCAGCAAACAGGCCACUGAGGUCCUCAAUGAGUAUUUCUACUCCCACCUGAGUAACCCAUAUCCUAGUGAGGAGGCUAAGGAGGAGCUUGCCAAGAAGUGCGGAAUCACUGUCUCUCAGGUCUCCAACUGGUUUGGCAACAAACGGAUUCGCUAUAAGAAAAAUAUUGGAAAGUUCCAAGAGGAGGCAAACAUCUAUGCCGUCAAGACCGCCGUGUCAGUCACCCAGGGGGGUCACAGCCGCACCAGCUCCCCAACACCCCCUUCCUCUGCAGGCUCUGGCGGCUCUUUCAAUCUCUCAGGAUCCGGAGACAUGUUUCUGGGGAUGCCGGGGCUCAACGGAGAUUCCUACUCUGCUUCCCAGGUGGAAUCACUGCGACACUCAAUGGGGCCAGGGGGCUACGGGGAUAACCUUGCGGGAGGCCAGAUGUACAGCCCUCGGGAAAUGAGGGCCAACGGUGGCUGGCAGGAGGCUGUAACCCCGUCCUCAGUGACAUCUCCGACAGAGGGACCAGGGAGCGUUCACUCUGACACUUCCAACUGAUCUUGCCCCUCAGGGCCAGAGGGGUGGGGGCUCACAAGGCGACUCUUGAAGAGGACGCAGGCAUCCAGAGGACAAACCCCAGACACAGGAGAAGCACAAGACAGAGAAGGGCGAAUGGGGUCAUCCUGUCCCCGACCAGACUGUCUCAGUGCUGGGGGUGCUAACUACGUGGCAGGGAGAAUGGGGUCCCCUAAGGGGAGAGUGGGGUCUGUCUUCCCUUUUUUCAGUCUUUUUCUCUCACAUAAACCACACAGCCCAGAGUCCUAUUGUUCAGAUCACCUUCCCCUUGCUCUACCCACCAUAUUGUAUUCCAUUUCUUUCUCUGGGCUCCCCUCCUCCGCCACCCCACUUACCUGCUCUGGGAUCUGUGGAGAAGCCAGCCCUGCCUGACCAGAUGCCAAAACUGGGGACAUGACUUCUGGACAGAGGACACAGGCCAUGAGCCCUGUUCCUCCCUACCCCCUGCCCCUCCAGAUGGCUUUAUUACCUCAUACGCAGCUCAUCUUAAACCAAUAGAAUCGUUCCGUGGA
This is a messenger RNA of Nyctereutes procyonoides (raccoon dog), 1837 nucleotides long. RefSeq names its product PBX homeobox 2 (gene PBX2). Gene Ontology annotation, biological process: regulation of transcription by RNA polymerase II; neuron development; brain development. Lineage: Eukaryota; Metazoa; Chordata; Mammalia; Carnivora; Canidae. The transcript has 9 exons. Gene Ontology annotation, cellular component: nucleus. Gene Ontology annotation, molecular function: RNA polymerase II cis-regulatory region sequence-specific DNA binding; DNA-binding transcription factor activity, RNA polymerase II-specific. The coding region runs from base 15 to 1307 and encodes 430 amino acids. The record is from RefSeq and is a predicted model, not a curated record.